AUGUAUGUCCAAGGGACUACUGAUGCAACUUGGUGCAAAUACUUCCCGUCGACUCUGAAAGGUGUUGCCUCAAAAUGGUUUGAGAAGUUGCCUGCUGGAACGAUCAACACUUAUGCAGAGCUGGAAAUGUUGUUUUCUGCAAGAUUCAUGGCUUAUAAGGAGGAAAAGAAGACGAGCAUGCAUUUGGGCCGAAUACAGCAAGGAAAAGACGAGUCCUUACGAAGAUAUGUGCGACGUUUGAACUUGGAGUCAGGACAAAUUCCGGAUCUACCUGAUGGGGUAGCCUUUGACAACUUUUUUAGAGGACUUAAGAAGGGUUCCUUUAAGUUUGACUUGGUGAAGAAGAGUGUGAGAACUAUGGCAGAUGCCCUGGACGAGGCCGAGUCCUUUAUCCAUGCCACAAAUAUCUGUUCCGUCCCAAAGGAAUCUAUGGGAACUGAGACUGCAGACCACCCUCAGCGCAAAGACAAGACAGAUAAAAAGACAAACCGUCCGAAUGGGACGUGGGCUAUUGAAAAGAAGGGGUAUAAGGCUAACCCUCCCAAGGGCAGAAGAGAGGACGGCCCUACGAUAAAGAGAGGCCAUGACACAAAAGAUUGCAAGAGUCUGCGUAGAGCUCUUGAUGUAUUAGCCGCCAAAGGAUUUCUGAAAUCAUAUCUCAGCACGAGCACAGGGGGAAAAGGUAAAAAGUUAUAUAAGAAAAGUAGGUCACCGUCAUAUCGGCUUGAUGACAAUGACACUGAUCCAGAAUAUGUAGCCGUCAUCUCAGGAGGCCUAGCCACUGGGGUCCCAAUAAUGAGAGGGCAAAAGGAUUAUGCAAGCCGGUUGGGGCAGGUAAUGUUGUCAGGAAAAGCUCCAAUGGAUCACUUCCCUAAAGUAGAGAUUUGUGAAGCCGACAGAGGCAAGAUAGCCACACCUCAUGAUGAUCCCCUGGUUAUUGAGCUAAAAGUGGAGAAACCUCAAAGUAAGGCGUAUCUUAGUAGACACAAGGAGUUUGUCAGAUAUUAUCAGUAA
Messenger RNA from Spinacia oleracea (spinach), 1014 nucleotides. RefSeq lists its product as uncharacterized. The coding region runs from base 1 to 1014 and encodes 337 amino acids. The transcript has 2 exons. The record is from RefSeq and is a predicted model, not a curated record. NCBI's taxonomy places the organism in Eukaryota, Viridiplantae, Streptophyta, Magnoliopsida, Caryophyllales, Amaranthaceae.